ACCCCAUUUUCAACAGAGUAUGGCCUACUACUACCGCAAAUUGCUGUGCGAAAAGGCCUCUCGGUUGCUAGAGCAAAACCUCCAGAUCCCGCUGUCGGCGUUAAGUUUCUCCUUUCAAAAGGACAUCCGCGCUGCCGAACUGCACAUACCGCUGAAAUGUUUUGGGCAGAAACUCACGGAAGAAACGGUACAACGAAUUUCCUGCCUACAAGAGGACCGUGCUUGGAAACAUAUUUCACUUCACGCCAAAGCCGGAAAGUUGCAACUUUCGCUGCACCAAGAUAAACUCGUGGAAAAUGUUCUACGCGUACCGGAACAGCAGGACAGCACAACAAGUCCCAAAGGUUCGCAGACUAUAGUGGUGGAGUUCAGCUCGCCCAACAUUGCCAAGCCAUUUCACGCAGGCCAUUUACGGUCAACCAUCAUCGGGAACUUUAUCGCAAACGUGAACGAGUUUCUAGGACAGCGAGUGGUGCGGCUUAACUACCUUGGCGACUGGGGAACGCAGUUCGGUUACUUGGCCCUAGGCGUUCGGCUGAAAGGACUUUCACCUGUAGAAAUCCAACAGAAUCCCAUACUAUGCCUUUAUGAGGCGUACGUACAUGCUCAUGAUUGCGCGAGCAAUGAUCCAAAGAUACACGAAACUGCGAUGGACAUUUUUUCGCAAAUGGAAAAGGGAUCGAUGGAAGAGCUGCAGCAGUGGAAUGACUACAGAUCUUACACGGUGAAUGAACUUGAAGCGCUGUACCGCAGGCUCGGAGUCAGAUUUAGCACCUACGAGUGGGAGUCACAAUACGCAAUGGGCAAGAUUGCGGAGGUACUGGAAAUACUGAGAGAUAAAGGUGGAUUACAGGAACAAUCAGAUCAGCGAAAAGUAGUGCACCUAAGUAAAGGCCGGACGGUACCACUAGUCAAGAGCGACGGCACUGGAAUGUAUCUUUUAAGAGACAUUGCAGCUUUGUUGGAUCGCCAGAAAAGGUACGCAUUUCAGCGAUCACUAUACGUCGUCGAGAAUGGACAGAAUGAUCAUUUUUCUGCAUUGCGUGAAAUUGCGCACUCGAUACUCAAUUUGCCGUAUGCUCAGAGCAUCGAGCACAUAAAGUUUGGUCGGGUGCAUGGCAUGAGUACAAGGCAAGGAAAAGUGGUUUUCCUCAAGGAGAUUCUACACGAAGCGCAGCUGUUGGUACAAGAGAAACAGAUCGAAUCGCCAAACACCAAGAAAUCUGCAGUCGAUAACCCAGAGGUUUGGGAUAUACUCGGUACUAGCGCAGUCAUUAUCAACGAUCUGAAGCAACGUCGCAUGAAAGACUACGAUUUUGACUGGUCAAAAGUGCUUAGAAUGGAAGGUGAUUCUGGCAUCAAACUACAGUAUACACACUGCAGAUUGGCAAGUCUCUUGCGAUCGUCGCAAACCACUCACGACCUCGGAUGUACAGAAUGCGAUGGUCGAUUGUUAGUCGAACCGGAGGCUUGCGACCUGAUUUGCCAAAUCGCUAAUUUUGAACCUGUUUGUUCGCAAGCCCAAGAACUGAGCGAAGCCUGUAUCGUCGUAAACUAUCUGUUUCGUUUAUGCAAAUCUGUAAACCUGGCUCUAAAAACCCUGCCGAUAAAACACGAACAAAACGCUCAGAAACGGUUUCAGAGGAUCGUCUUAUUUUCGCGAGCACAAACCGUACUUCGAACCGGAAUGGAGUUGUUGGGGCUAAGACCAUUGGAAGAAAUGUAGCGCCUUUUAUCAUUUACACCGAGAAAGAAGAGCGGACUGAUCAUUGUUUAGUAUGUUGAAGUUUUUUCUG
Molecule: messenger RNA, 1796 nt
Organism: Anopheles darlingi
Lineage: Eukaryota; Metazoa; Arthropoda; Insecta; Diptera; Culicidae
Gene: ArgRS-m
Product: probable arginine--tRNA ligase, mitochondrial
Exons: 3
Coding region: 20-1726 (568 amino acids)
Biological process (GO): mitochondrial translation; arginyl-tRNA aminoacylation
Cellular component (GO): mitochondrion
Molecular function (GO): ATP binding; arginine-tRNA ligase activity
Source: RefSeq, a predicted model, not a curated record